Molecule: messenger RNA, 2540 nt
Organism: Oncorhynchus mykiss (rainbow trout)
Lineage: Eukaryota; Metazoa; Chordata; Actinopteri; Salmoniformes; Salmonidae
Product: regulator of G protein signaling 7
Biological process (GO): intracellular signal transduction; regulation of G protein-coupled receptor signaling pathway; positive regulation of GTPase activity
Cellular component (GO): cytoplasm; neuron projection; plasma membrane
Molecular function (GO): GTPase activator activity
Source: RefSeq, a predicted model, not a curated record
UCAUCAUCGUCAUCAUCAUCAUCAUUACUGUUUUAUAACAACAACAUAGCGCUAUCCUACUUCAAGCUGAUGGUCCCCUGUAAAUUUGCCAGAAAGGGGUUUAGAUUUCUUGCACAUGAUUGGUCAUGGAUCGAUGCACGUUCACGUUAUUCUGCGCGUCCAUUCUUCAGCGUCAUUGUGGAGAGGAGGGAAGCGGUAAAAGUAACAACCAAGUCUGCAUCGUAUGCCUGCCUUUUCCCAUUGCCAAUGAAUUGUCCUCGCAUUCCUAUGUCUUCCAGUUGACAUACUGCACGCACGGCACACCAGUUCUGCAAAGAAACAGGAUAUUCGCAGGCUGUGUGAUUUUCAGCACCUGAUCAUUGCUGACUCUGUUCACCCUUCUGGAUCAUGGCACAGACCAACAGUGUGGGGCAGGGGUGCAAUGGAGUAGCCGAUGAAUCGCCGAACAUGAUUGUAUACAGAAAGAUGGAGGACGUAAUAGCACGCAUGCAGGAUGAGAAGAAUGGAAUUCCUAUCCGCACUGUGAAAAGUUUUUUGUCCAAGAUUCCAAGUGUUUUUUCAGGACUGCAAACAACAGAUAUGAUCUGGAAUCGGCCAGGGUGUCUCUUAGUUGAUAUUAUUCAUUAUACAACAGGUUCUGACAUUGUACAGUGGAUGAUCAAAAACCUGAACAUUGAUGAUCAAGUGGAGGCCCUUCACAUAGGGACCCUGAUGGCUGCCCAUGGCUACUUCUUCCCUAUCUCAGACCACGUACUCACACUCAAAGACGACGGCACUUUUUACAGGUUUCAGACCCCCUACUUCUGGCCAUCAAACUGCUGGGAGCCAGAAAAUACAGACUAUGCUGUUUACCUGUGCAAAAGAACAAUGCAAAACAAAGCUCGUCUGGAGCUAGCAGAUUAUGAGGCGGAGAGCUUAGCGAGGCUACAGAGAGCAUUUGCCAGAAAAUGGGAGUUCAUAUUUAUGCAAGCAGAAGCACAAGCAAAAGUUGACAAAAAAAGGGAUAAGAUUGAGAGGAAAAUUCUCGAUAGUCAAGAAAGAGCAUUUUGGGAUGUGCACAGACCUGUGCCCGGAUGUGUAAACACAACAGAAGUUGACAUAAAGAAGUCCUCCAGAAUGAAAAACCCCCACAAGACAAGAAAGUCUGUAUAUGGGCCUCAGAAUGAUGUGCGCACCCACAGCCCCACCCACACCCCUGCCCCAGAGGCCAAGCCGGCCACAGAGGAGGAGCUACAGGACCAGAUCACUUAUUGGGGAGGGCAAUUAGACAGACAUCGACUGAAAAUGUCCAAAGUGGCCGAGAGUUUGUUGGCCUAUACAGAGCAAUAUGUGGAAUAUGACCCCUUCAUCACGCCAACCGACCCCUCCAACCCCUGGAUCUCAGACGACACCACUGUGUGGGAGCUGGAGGCCAGUAAGGAGCCAGGUCAGCAGAGGGUGAAGAGGUGGGCGUUCGGAAUCAAUGAGGUUCUCAAGGAUCAGGUGGGGAGGGAGCAGUUCCUUAAGUUCCUGGAGUCUGAGUUUAGCUCAGAGAACCUGAGGUUCUGGCUAGCGGUCCAGGAGGUGAAGAAGAGGCCAAUCCGGGAGGUCCCGACCCGGGUUCAGGAGAUCUGGCAGGAGUUCCUGGCCUCUGGAGCUCCCAGUGCCAUCAAUGUUGAUUCUAAGAGCUACGACAAGACCACCCAGAAUGUCAAGGACCCUGGACGCUAUGCCUUUGAAGACGCACAGGAUCACAUCUUCAAGCUGAUGAAGAGUGACUCCUAUAGCCGCUUCAUCCGUUCCAGUGCCUAUCAGGAGCUGUUACAGGCCAAGAAGAAGAAAAGUAAGAACUUGUUUUGAAGGAUUUUGCUUCCAGGGGAAACCCCUUACAUAAAAGAGGCUGACCAGUCUUGUGCCAUCAUGCUAAAACAUAGCCACUCUCGGAUAUAGAGGAGGACCAUAUCAUUUCUACGUCAUCGCCGUUUGCUUUCCACUCAGACGAUGAGCGGGACAGUACAUCAGAUGUUGCAUGUCCAAGGAGAAGACUUGUUAUUCCUUUUACCUGAUCUAUGUCUACUAUUGGAAAGGAGAGGCAUUUGGAGACUUUUACAAAUAUUGGGGCUGGAUAAUGCCUUUCCAGAAAGUCAGUGUCCAGUUACUUACACCAUAUCUGAUGGACAUGUAUGUCCCUCUCCAGCUGAGCUAAUAAUGUCAGAAAUUUUUUAAAAAUGAAGGAAACGUGAGCUUAACAGUAAAUUCUAUUCAAAAUAUCAUCACUAUACAGUACUCGAUCUGUAAUCACAGAUACUUUGGUCACGCUAAGGGAAGUGUUGUGCGGUAUGCAUAAAUGUAAAUUGUUAUGUUCAUUUUGCAUUGAUUUUUAUUGCACUACAAUAAUUAGCACAGUUUUCAUUACACUUGUAAAGUCACAUUUGAGCUGUAAGAAAAGGUGUUUUCUGUCUUAUGUAAAACGUAAUUCUUUGUUACUCUCUCCUGCAUUUAUUUUUAUACCAUAUUUAAAGACACUUAAAAAUGUAUUAAAGUUGUCCCUUUAUCUGUUU